Molecule: messenger RNA, 822 nt
Organism: Arabidopsis lyrata subsp. lyrata
Lineage: Eukaryota; Viridiplantae; Streptophyta; Magnoliopsida; Brassicales; Brassicaceae
Exons: 2
Coding region: 1-822 (273 amino acids)
Molecular function (GO): zinc ion binding
Source: RefSeq, a predicted model, not a curated record
AUGAGAGCUUACAGCAUGUCCUUGUAUGAGGAUGUUAUGAAGGAAGAACCAAAGAAUUGGUGUAGAGCUUGGUUUAGACUAGACAGCUAUUGUGAGGAUGUGGACAACAAUGCAACAGAGUCUUUCAAUGCCACAGUUGUCAAGGCUAGGGCCAAAGCAUUGGUUCCUAUGAUGGAAACAAUUAGGAGACAAGCAAUGGCACGUAUAAGUAAGAGAAAAGAGAAGAUUAGCAGAUGGAAGAAGAAGAUAUCUGAGUAUGUCUCAGACAUUCUGGAAGAAGAGUGGGAAAUUGCUGUGCAAUGUAAAGUGACGAAAGGAACACAUGGAAAAUUUGAGGUUUGGAAAGAUGGGAGCUCUAAUGCUGUGAACUUGACCACUGAGGAGUGGGACUGCUCAUGCUGCAAAUGGCAAGUCACAGGGAUUCCAUGUGAACACGCCUAUGCAGCAAUCAAUGAUGUGGGUAAGGAUGUUGAAGAUUAUGUGGUUCCAAUGUUUAACACUCACACUUGGCAAGAACAAUAUGAGAGGGGGCCUGAGCCAGUUAGAUGGCAAAUGUAUUGGCCUACAGGUUUAAGGUUAAUAACUGCACCUCUUGAAGAUCCUGUUCCACCUGGGAGAAAGAAAGGUGAGAAAAUGAAUUACAAUCGGAUCAAGGGUCCAAAUGAGUCACCAAAGAAGAAAAAGAAGAAGGGUGAACCAGAGAAACUAAAACUAGGAAGGAAAGGAACAACAAUGCAUUGCAGAUCUUGUGGUGAAGCAGGUCACAAUGCAGCUGGAUGCUACUGGAUCGUCUCAACCACCAAAGGAGAAGAAGAAUACUAA